Messenger RNA from Phaethon lepturus (White-tailed tropicbird), 702 nucleotides. It is a transcript of the gene ADTRP, whose product is annotated as androgen-dependent TFPI-regulating protein. Lineage: Eukaryota; Metazoa; Chordata; Aves; Phaethontiformes; Phaethontidae. The transcript is spliced from 6 exons. Gene Ontology annotation, cellular component: membrane; endomembrane system. The coding region runs from base 1 to 702 and encodes 233 amino acids. The record is from RefSeq and is a predicted model, not a curated record.
AUGGCAAUCUUUACUCUCGCAACGUACCACUGCCUUGCUUUUGUCUGGUAUUUUUUUGUUGCCUAUUCAAUCACCCACGUAAGAACAGAAGAGCGGCCAUCUGAAGUGUUCCUUUACGGUGGGCAGUGGAAAUAUUUGACAGUCCUCAAUCUGGCUUUGCAGGCUGUCUUCUAUGGGGUGUCCUUCCUGGCUGAUGUGUUGAGACUAAUGAAGAAACUGCGAUGUGCUAAGUGCGUAAUUUCCAGCAGAGACCUUCUUUUCAGUGUCCUGGCUUUCCCAGUGUCCACAUUUGUGUGUCUAUCCUUUUGGAUGCUGUAUACCUACAAUCGAGAGCUGGUUUACCCCAAAAGCCUUGAUAGAGUCAUCCCCCUAUGGUUAAAUCAUGCUAUGCACACAGCUGUAUUGCCAUUUGCUGUCCUGGAAAUCCUUGCCACGCCACACCGUUACCCAGCAAAGAAGAAGGGAUUGAUCCUAUUAGGAUUUGUCGCUUUUCUGUAUAUCAGUUGGGUCCUGUGGAUUUAUUCUGUAACGGGAGAAUGGGUAUAUCCUCUCUUUGCUUUGUUCAGCCCGGCUGGGCUAGCAGCCUUUUUCGCCGGUAGCCUUGGCGUCGUCAUCUCUUUCUACAACUUCGGGGAGUUCCUCAACCGUAUGAUAUGGGGAGAUUCAAUAGUAAUGCUGGACUACAGGCGGAAGGACAAGUGA